This is a messenger RNA of Babesia microti strain RI, 1002 nucleotides long. Its product is annotated as RED-like protein, putative. Bases 1 to 1002 code for a protein of 333 amino acids. The transcript has 5 exons. Lineage: Eukaryota; Apicomplexa; Aconoidasida; Piroplasmida; Babesiidae. The record is from RefSeq and is a predicted model, not a curated record.
AUGUCUGGUCAAUAUAAAACCAGUAAAAUAGAAUCAAAUUACGAACCUAUCACCCCGUAUCGUGAUAGAGCGGCUGAAAGACGUAAUUUCAAGGAGGAAAGCUGUGAAAAGGAUUGUCAUUAUGAAUUGUCACACGAUAAAAGUGCACUGGAUGUAUACGAUCAAGGUGAGAAUGUUGAAAAGACGAAUCCAGUAAAGGGUUUGGAUUACAAUCUACUAAAUCAAAUACGAAAAGAGUAUUCUAGAAAAAUAAAUACUACUAAAAAUGUUGGUCUGGAGGCUGGAUCAAGUGAAUUGGGAGGUUUAAUUGCCAAGUGUUUCUUCUACCCUCAUCCUCAUCACUUCCAAUUCGAUCAGCAACUCUAUAACUUGUAUUCAUUAAUCGGUAAAGGUUUCGUCUUUAACAAGAGCAGUAAAGACAUUUUUAGAAGAAAUAAAAUCUAUGUAUUUGACAACAAUAUCACCAGUCAUACUUGCGGCGAUACUUGGGUACAAGGGAUUAACCCAUACCCUAAUGAAUCUAUUUUGAAGGAACUAAAUGAAGCAAUCUUGUGGCAUCAGGAAAACCGCAAGAAACUAAUUCAAGAACGGUUACCAACGGAAGCUCGUGUUAAAUCUAACAAUAAUGACUCCUGUAAUGAUGACGAUGAUCCCAACGAUGAUAUUUUUGCCAACGCAACAAAAUAUGUGUCAGACAAUAUACAAAUCCAGUCUAUCUCAGAAAUAGGAAUGCUAGACAAUAUAUACAAUUUUGAAAAUGAUAACUACGAAAUACACACAUAUAAACCUAAGGGUCGAAGGAAGAGAGAAAUUGAGGAAUGUACGGACGUUUAUAUGGAAUGUUUUCCUGAUUUCCAGGAAAUUGAUGUGGAUAAUGAAGUUGAUGGUAAAAAGAAGGGGAAGAAGGCUGGAAUCAAGAAGGAAUGGAGAGAGAUUAAGAAUAUCAUCGAUGAUAAGAGGACUAUCACAUUUGAUGAAUUGGAUAAGUUUGCCAAAAAGUAA